Fusarium pseudograminearum CS3096 is the source of this 717-nucleotide messenger RNA. RefSeq lists its product as uncharacterized. The record is from RefSeq and is a predicted model, not a curated record. Bases 1 to 717 code for a protein of 238 amino acids. Lineage: Eukaryota; Fungi; Ascomycota; Sordariomycetes; Hypocreales; Nectriaceae. The transcript has a single exon.
AUGAAGGCCACUUUCUUCUCCAUCUUCGCUCUCGCCGCUUCGGCCAUUGCCUCUCCCGUUGCCCAGCCCGCUGGUGUCAACCCUACUCCCGACACCCAAGAGGUCCGCGGCGCUGUCGCCAACCUCGAGAACAUCCUCAAGAUCGCUGGUGUUGACCAGGUCGUCGACGAGGCCACCAAGGGCUCUGCUUCCAAGCGAGACAUCUCCAGCCCCGCCCAGCUCAUCUCCGUUCUCCAGAGCGGUGCUUCCAACAUCAAGAGCAAGACCUCUGGCUUCAGCGGCAUUGCCGACAAGGUCAAGGCCGGCGACCUCACCAAGUCUGAGGGUGCUGACAAGGCUAUCCCCGGCCUUGAGGGUGUCAACUUUGAGCUCACCCAGAUCGUCACCAAGCUUACCGGUGCUGCUGGUCUCCCUGUCGCUGACGGCGAUGUUGACAAAGUCCUCAACCUCGUUGUUGUUCUCGUCUCUGAGGUCCUCGCUGCUGUCAAGACCAUCGUCACCGUCACUGGUCUCCAGCCCCAGCUCAUCUCUGUCCUCCACUCCGUCUUCCAGAUCCUCGCCAAGGUCCUCACUCUCGUCAUUGGCCUCGUCGGUGCCAUCCUCCCCGGCCUCAUUGCUGCUCUCUCUCCUCUCCUUGCUGGCCUCGGCACUGGUGUUCUCGCCCCUCUCCUCACCCCCGUCGUCGCUCUCCUCGCUGGCCUCGGUGCCGGUAUCUAA